Molecule: messenger RNA, 1384 nt
Organism: Wasmannia auropunctata (little fire ant)
Lineage: Eukaryota; Metazoa; Arthropoda; Insecta; Hymenoptera; Formicidae
Product: sortilin-related receptor-like
Exons: 7
Cellular component (GO): plasma membrane
Molecular function (GO): protein binding
Source: RefSeq, a predicted model, not a curated record
UUUAGAUUCACACACAAUCAAGAAUGCCGCGUGGAUAGAGACGCGAUUGGCGUGCGAUGUACUCCCAAUCGCAUCGCGCAUUGUCACAAGGACGAAAUACCUCACAACGGACAAUGCUAUCACUUAGCCGAUCCUGAUAGCGGAUUUAAUCAUGCUGAAGCAUUGGAACAUUGUGAACGAAGGAAUGCACGAUUAAUUGACAUCACUAACCAGGAGGAAAAUAAUUUUGUUUCGGAGUGGCUGUUGCAAUUGUAUCCGGAAGUUAGCUCAGUUAUGACUUCCGGCUUCGGCUUUACCAGCAUGAGUCGCACCUUAUGGCUGUGGGCAAAUUCUGCUCAUGCCAAAUUCAAAUUUACAAAGUGGUGGCCUGGGUGGAUGAACGAUACGUCUCAACCACCGCGAGUGAGUUCUCGUCCUCUUUGUAUUGUUAUGAAACGCAAAUUUUCGUGUCACGAACGACCUGAAUCGACUUGUGACACAGAUUAUUUCUUCUGGGACACUGAAGACUGCGCAACUACUUCGAAGGGGCAUUCUUUUAUUUGCAAAAGACCUUAUGAUGACAUUGGUUGCAUUUACGGGAAAGGAAAUCAAUACACUGGUAAAGCCAAUGUAACAAUAUCAGGAAAUGAAUGUCUUUCAUGGGCCGAUGAGAGAAUUGCGCAUCAAUUACGUAUAAAUGUUGUUAAUAAAGAAAUUCGAGACAAACUGGAAACGCAUAACUAUUGCAGAAAUCCUAAUCCAGUAAAGGAAUCGAGACCGUGGUGCUUUGUAGGAGCUGGAAAGCGUGAAUAUUGUGAUAUUCCUGCCUGUGGAAAUAUUGAUUCAAAACGAUCUAUGUUGACUGGUCAAUGCAAGCCUAAACAUUUUGAAUGUACGCCAGGAGAGUGCAUUCCAUCGCCAUGGGUUUGCGAUGGAGAGGAGGAUUGUACAAAUGGGGCUGAUGAAAGAAAAUGUAUAUUGGAUCUGAAUCUCUUUGAAAAAUCUACAAAGCAUAAACUUGAGGGCUAUGAUGUUGAGAAAUGGUUGAAUACACCUUUGAAAACCUGUGCAUUAAGAUGCAAAGAAGCUGAUUUUACUUGUCGUUCAUUUAAUCACAAAUCAGAGGGUAAUGUGUGUUUAUUGAGUAACAGUAACAUCGGCUUAACUGGUGCACUCAAACCUGACAAAGAGUUUGAUUAUUAUGAAAUGAGGGAGAGAAGCAUGAACUGUAAUGGCAUGCAUAUUUGCAAUAAUCGCAAGUGUAUAAAUCAAACAAAAGUUUGUGAUGGCAAAAACGACUGCAAUGAUCGCAGUGAUGAGAAUAUCUGCACAGCUGAAAAUUUGGAUUACAAUAUCCGCUUAGCAGGUGCAAAUAAUAGUUAUGAGGGUCGAAUAGAAGUCAGAA